This is a messenger RNA of Mycena indigotica, 1065 nucleotides long. RefSeq lists its product as uncharacterized. The coding region runs from base 1 to 1065 and encodes 354 amino acids. The record is from RefSeq and is a predicted model, not a curated record. The transcript is spliced from 2 exons. Lineage: Eukaryota; Fungi; Basidiomycota; Agaricomycetes; Agaricales; Mycenaceae.
AUGGCCAACGCAGAUGGCAGCUCUGCUCCCAUUCAUGAUGCACCCGAACCUUUCAGCCCUACCUCGUUCGACGGAAAUCCCGCUGAUCUAAUCAUCGAAUCCUCUGACCAAGUCCGUUUCUGGGUGCACUGGGCAAUUCUGAUGUUUGUCUCUAGUACAUUCAGAGACAUGAAAACGAUGCCACAGCCUCUGUCAGGGAGCGACGACGUGAACCCUACACACGAGGGAAGACCCAUUAUCUGUCUGUCAGAGCCUGCUGUUGUGCUGCAAAAGUUUCUGCUGCUGUGCUACCCGCGCCUGUCAGCGACGAGGCUCGGGCUCGAAAUAGUCGAUCUUGACGGAAUAAACGGGGCCUACGAGGCAAUGGAGAAAUACGAUGUGACGGGCGGCACGGCUGAAAUUGAAAAACUGCUGGCUGCACCGCGUUUCGUUGACAAUGAGCCACACCGAGUGUUUGCCAUUGCCUGCCGUCAUGGUCUGGAGUCUCUCGCCAAGAAAGCCGCAAAAGCGACCCUUAAUACACCACUUUUCUCGAUGUACUGGCCUACUGGUGGUCCGCCACCGGAGUACGAUGUUCUCCCCGCCAUUUUCCUAUGGAGGCUUGGCAUCUUCCACCAGAGCUGUUGCGACGCAGUAUGCACUCUGCUCCGCGAAUCGUGUGACACGGGAGACUUGGCCGAAGUUGAACGUAUGAAUGGACAUAGCAACCCAUAUGCGCCAACCCUCGGAUAUACUGCAGUGUGGUGGACUCUGGAUCGUGAAGCUCUUGGUACACAUCAUGCGGAAGGGUGUGGGCCAGUAGUGAGCACAACUGGCACCGUUCAGCCUUCCCUGUGGUUCCAGGCACACGUCAAGGAGUGUUUCGAACACUUCCACAACUCUGCGGAUGUCCGCGUCAUUGCACCAACACUUGCCAUACUCUCUCCACCCCAGGAAAACCAGAUCGACGGAUGUGGUAUCUGCCUCAAAAACGCCAGAACUGAUUUGGGUCUCUGGGGAGAAGAAAUACAAGUUUUUGCCUCCCAGCAAAUCCAAGACAUAUUAGCAUCAACCAAGUUUUGUUGA